This is a messenger RNA of Debaryomyces tyrocola, 2325 nucleotides long. The record is from the annotation of a GenBank genome assembly. NCBI's taxonomy places the organism in Eukaryota, Fungi, Ascomycota, Pichiomycetes, Serinales, Debaryomycetaceae.
AUGUUUGUCUUUCCUGCAUUCGAUGUUAAUUAUAAGACUCGAAAGAGGUCUUUUCGGUGCUGUCAGAAUUGUCGGAUCAAGAAGGUGAAGUGUGAGAUUAAUUCGACUAAUUCCGAGCUGUGUUCAAAUUGUCGUAAACAUAAAUGGAAGUGUGAUUUAAGUAAAUCUGAUGAUAAUACGACGGAUAGUCUGAUAACAGAUGAGAGAAUAACGAUUGCUAAUACUCCUGAUAAUAGAAGCCGGGGCGACAAUAAAGUAAAAAGAAAAGAUAGUCCUCUGAUACCUAAGACAGAUUCAUCGGAUACGCAGAAAAUCACUCCACAGUAUUUGAAAGAGAGAUAUAACUUCAAUAUUUCAGGGAUGGGCCGGACAUUUUUGUAUCAGUAUUUAGUCCAUGGCCACCCAAAGGCUGUUAUGGGGAAUAAAAUGGAGGAUCAAAGUGUAUGGCACGAAUCUGGGGUAUAUAUUGACGAGAAGUCAAAGCCCGAUUUAAAUGGGCCAUCGAGUAGAGGCUACAAAAACAACUCUUUUAAAUCGGAGUUUCAUAUUAGAAAUCGGAAAACAUAUAAUAUAUUGCUAUCUAUCGAUGCUUUUACGUUGUCCACAGAUGAGUACCCAUUGACUAGCUCGGAAAUAAGGGACUUACUUGAAUUAUACUUCUAUAAAAUUAAUUCCCUUUUUCCUAUAGUUAAAGAAAAAAGAUUUUGGGCAGAAUUCGAAUCUAAUGAAGUACCAACAAUCCUUAUUUAUGCUAUUGUUUUGGUGAUACUGAGGGAUAUAUUGGCGGAACCAAUUCUAAAAAAUAUGUUUGCUAGAAAUCGUGAGGCUAGUAAUAAAGGUCAUGACUUUACAGAUAAUCUUGUUAAUUUCAUUACAGAUUUAGAAUAUAAAAUACGCCAAGUAACCUUAAUAUUACCACAAUUAGGUGAUAUUGAUAAAAUCACAUUGUUGGUAGAGCUGUUGUUGUUGUCAUUGCAUUUUAGUUUUGAUAGACUUGGUAAUGAACAAAGUUCUCAUGAUUUAACGGAUGCUAUUAAUUUAGCAGUAUCCUCUGGUAUACAUAUGAAAAGUCAACAUAGCAAUAAAGCAUGCAAGGAAGAAAUUGAGUAUACAACAAAUCUCUGGUGGUGUUGUUAUGUACUUGAUCGAUUCAAUGGGCUCACCAAUUCGAGGUGCAUUUUUAUCAAACAAGAAGAUUUCAACGUUGAUUUACCAUACAACAAUAUCAAUCUUCUUAAACUAGUGCAGUUAGCACGCUCUUAUGAAAAUAUGACAAUCGCCAUUUAUCAACCAUAUAAUAAUAAUGAUCUCAAUAAUAAUAAUGCUCUAAAAAGAGAUAAACUCUUCAAUGUUGAUGAGUUUCAGAGGCUUGAAUUUGAAUUUUGCGAGAAAGAAAAGCUAAGUGGAAACCAGUUUUGUGAUGUACAGGGAUUAGUAAAUAAUGGCAAAAUUAUUAAUACAGAUGUCUCUGUUGAGGCAUAUACUGCAGCUUGUAUACAUUUCUUGACAAGGUUAUUCAACAACACUAUUAUUCUAAUUUCACAGAAAGUUAAAUAUGAUAACAAUCAAAUUCCCAAUUCGAUACCCGAAGCUGUUACUUUAGAAGCGUCGAAGAAUAUUCUUAGAUAUGUUAUGCAAACCAAGGAUGAAAUUAGUUUGAAUAUUCCUUUAAUCCCAUGGUGCAUUGCAUUAGGAAUGGCUGUGUCUUUAAAGAAGAAAGCGAAGUAUAUGCUAAAAAUUGGAGAUGGACAUGCUAAAGAAGAUGAUUGUGUGUUCGAUUUGCAUAAUUAUAUUACUGUUUUAGACGAAUAUUCGAAAAAAUGGUGGGUAGUUGAUGAGAUCUGUAAACUAACAAAGGAUUUUUUUGAGAAAUUGAAUACAAGCUCAACGUUAAACAAGAGAUAUUCAAAUGGUGAAGACUCCAAAAAUAAAAGAUCAAAAAACGAAAAGCCUUUUAACGGAGGUGAAGAAUACCCUAACGGACUGGAACUUUCUCAAAACCAGAGCUCUGUAGAUAUUGCCAAUAACAAGAUAAGAUAUAUACCAACUGGUGAUUCUAUGAAACCUUCCAACCUGAGACCCAAUCCCAUACCUUCCAUACUGAAUUUGCUAAAUGAAAGUAAAGAGGAGAAUAUUGUUACACCAUUCGAUUUCAAUAGUUUAACGCCAAAUAAUAAUUAUAUUGCAAAUGCCAGACAAGUCGGUACACCGCCUUUCUCAGACCAGUAUCAUGACUUCCUAGAAUCUAUGCAUAUCGAUUUAUUUGAUAACGACUUCUUGAAGGAUUUCCCAAAUAUUGUUAAUCAGCUUAUGGACGGAGAAUGA